Molecule: messenger RNA, 703 nt
Organism: Monosiga brevicollis MX1
Lineage: Eukaryota; Choanoflagellata; Craspedida; Salpingoecidae
Exons: 1
Source: RefSeq, a predicted model, not a curated record
AUGGACCAGGAAAUCAGCACGCUGAUAUUCAUGUAUUUGCUGCUGUGCAAGCCUCUGGAGCACAUGCUGAGCAGCUGGCUGCAAAAGCGGGGCAGCCUGAAAACCCCCGACGACGAGAAUGGCAUUCACAAUGCCGAGCAGGACGACGAAGAUUUCCUCGACGACGAGCUGGAUGAAGACCACAUGAGCCACGACGAGACGAUGGCUUUGCGACGCGAGGUCCGGGACGCUCGAAACCACUACAACAACAGCCACCUGCUCUUCAACAUCGCGCCCCUGCAGGCGAUGGUCAGCCCAGCCACCAUUUAUGCGGCAUUUCGUCGGCAGAUGACCACGUACCUGCAUCGGCCAAAGCUGGGGGUGGCCACAUGGCGACACGCCGCAACCUUCUGGAUGACGACGUUUGUCAUUAACCGACUGUCGGCCGAGACGACCGGCGCCCUGGGCAGCCUGAUCCACACUCAAGCUCAACACUCUGGGGACACGGCCCAGCGGGCCUAUGCGCGCACAGCCAGUGACCAUGUGCAAACCAAAAUGUCGUCGCGACUGAUGCAUCAAGUGGCCUCGCAAAAAUGGCAUGCUUUGUUUGGACUAGAUCGCAAGCGCAGCAUAGCCGAGUUGACCGCGAACCAAGAAGCAUUGGAAGCUCGCUAUCCCAUCAGCUGGAACCCGGUGACUGACCUCUCGCCCGAGGCAAACGGGC